CAAAGGACUCUCUCCGUCGCCAUUUUGUGUGUUUGGCGGUGUGUUUGGAGUGACGCAUUUUCUUAACAGUAUACUAAGCAGUUCUCUUUUAAUCGGGGUUAUUGUUUUAUCGUUUGUGUGAAUUCUUUUUUUUUAAAUAUAUAUAUUCAUUUUGUGUAAUAAUAAAUAAAUAAACGUCGAACAGAAGCUAUGUCUCGAGAUAGGUUUAGAAACCGCGGCGGAUUCCAGAGGCGAGGCGGCAGCGGCGGCGGAGGAGGAGGAGGAGGAGGCCGCGGGGGUAUUGGUGUUGGGAACCCGUUCAGAAACCAGAACCAACACCAGUUUCAGAACCGCAACAAUCAGAACCAGCUGCAGCUUUCACAGCAGAAUCAACAACCCCCCGCACAGAAGCCACCAGCGCCCCCGGCCGCCCUGCCUCCCGCCGCGGUUCCUGUCCAGCAGCCUCCCCAGGCCAAGCCGCCGCAGACCCCGCCGGCAGCCGCCAUGAAGAAUCAGUCUCCGCCGGCCGCCGGGGCGAAAAUCCAGUCCCCGCCACCCAAGCCGGCCCCCGCCACCCCACAGAACCAGGGCGUGAACCAGAAGCCCAACCUGCCCAAAAUGGGCCAAGGAAACGGGAAGCUGCCGCAGCAAGCUUCCCCGGUACCGAACCUGCCGAAACAACCACAUCAACAAAACCAGCAGCCGGACCCAAAACGGGACGAAGUGAAAGUCGACUCUCACCAGGGUCUAAGAGCCACCCUGGCAAUGCUCAGACGGCCCGGGGAGAAGACCUACACCCAGCGCUGCCGCCUCUUCAUUGGGAACCUGCCUGCAGACAUCUCCGACGAGGAGUUCAAGAAGCUGUUCGCCAAGUACGGGGAGCCCAGCGAGAUCUUCAUGAACAAGGCGAAGGGCUUCGGCUUCAUCAGACUGGAGUCGCGAGCCCUGGCUGAGAUAGCAAAGGCAGAGCUGGAUGACACACCCAUGAAGGGCAGGCAGCUCCGAGUCCGCUUCGCCACGCACUCAGCCGCACUCUCCAUCCGCAACCUCUCCCCCUUCGUCUCCAACGAGCUGCUGGAGGAGGCCUUCUCCCAGUUCGGUCAGGUCGAGAGGGCUGUGGUGAUCGUGGACGACCGUGGCAGGUCCACUAGCAAGGGCAUCAUCGAGUUCGCCUCAAAGCCCGCGGCGAGGAAAGCCCUGGAGAGGUGCAGCGAUGGAGUCUUCCUGCUCACCACGUCCCCCAGGCCUGUCAUUGUGGAGCCUUUGGAGCAGUUUGAUGAUGAAGACGGGCUCCCUGAAAAGCUGGCCCAGAAGAACCCCAUGUACCAAAAAAACAGAUCCUCCUAUGAAAUGGAGAGGGAGCAGCCUCCCCGCUUUGCCCACCCCGGCUCCUUCGAGUACGAGUAUUCUCAGAGGUGGAAGUCCCUGGACGAGAUGGAGAAGCAGCAGAGGGAGCAGGUGGAGAAGAACAUCCGCGAGGCUCGGGAGAAGCUGGAGGGGGAGAUGGAGGACGCCUACCAUGAGCACCAGGCCAACAUGCUGAGACAGGAUUUGCUGAGACGCCAAGAAGAACUGAGGCGCAUGGAAGAGAUGCACAGCCAGGAAAUGCAGAAGCGCAAGGAAAUGCAGCUGAGGCAGGAUGAGGAUCGUCGCCGGCGUGAGGAGGAGAUGGUGCUGCGCCAGAGGGAGAUGGAGGAGCAGAUGAGACGCCAGAGAGAUGACUCCUACAGGAUGGGGGGAUUCAUGGAUAAUCAGCGCGAGCGUGAGAUGAGGAUGAGUGGAGGAGGAGCAGGCCCCAUGGGCAUGGCAGAUUCGACGUAUGGUUCCAGCACCCAGAAAUUCCCUAUGGGUGGCAUGGGAUUUGAAAGCCACCAGGCGAUGGGGGCUGGAGCACCAGGCGGAGCGGUGAUGGGCAAUGACAUGCGCAAUGAGCGUUUCAGUCAGGCUGGCCCCGGCCCAAUGGGAGGCCCCUCUGGCCCCAGAGGCAUGGGCCCUGGUGGCCCCGGGUUUGGUAGAGGGCGUGAAGAAUAUGAUGGUCCUGCCAAGAAGCCCAGAUUCUAAACGCAAACAAAACUGCGCUUUCUGUAGCUGUCCAUUCCAGCUUCAUCUCCAUGUAGAGUUUAAACUUGUAUUUGAGUUACUAAUAGUAGAGAAAUGCAUUCAUUUUUAGUAAAAUAGCUUUUAUGCUAAUUGGAUUUUUUUUUUUUUGUAAUGAAAUCCUGUAACUGGUCAAACCUUGGCAAAUCAUGUUCAGUGAUGAGCUCUGAACACUUGUGGUAAUUUGUGUAAGUAUGUAACUUUUUAUGGCUGUAUCUGUUUUGUGCCAUUCAACUUUGAAAUGUGUGCAUUUUUUUUUUGACAACUUUCAAAUAAAGUGUUUGGAUUUGACCCCAA
Messenger RNA from Acipenser ruthenus (sterlet), 2373 nucleotides. RefSeq names its product splicing factor, proline- and glutamine-rich-like. Lineage: Eukaryota; Metazoa; Chordata; Actinopteri; Acipenseriformes; Acipenseridae. Gene Ontology annotation, molecular function: RNA binding. Bases 190 to 2040 code for a protein of 616 amino acids. Gene Ontology annotation, biological process: regulation of DNA-templated transcription. The transcript has 11 exons. The record is from RefSeq and is a predicted model, not a curated record. Gene Ontology annotation, cellular component: nucleus.